This is a messenger RNA of Populus trichocarpa (black cottonwood), 969 nucleotides long. RefSeq names its product ADP-ribosylation factor 1. Lineage: Eukaryota; Viridiplantae; Streptophyta; Magnoliopsida; Malpighiales; Salicaceae. The transcript is spliced from 8 exons. The record is from RefSeq and is a predicted model, not a curated record. Gene Ontology annotation, cellular component: Golgi apparatus; cytoplasm. Gene Ontology annotation, biological process: vesicle-mediated transport; intracellular protein transport. Gene Ontology annotation, molecular function: GTP binding; GTPase activity. The coding region runs from base 163 to 711 and encodes 182 amino acids.
UCACUGGCUUGAACAGAAGAUUCUUGGAAAUUGCUUGCUUGUUUAAAGUAAAGAGAGAGAGCUUCAGUACUUGGUAUGAACAAAAACCUGCGAAACCGAUCGAGUUCGUGACAUGCACUUAGAAAUUUUCGAAGUGUGAAAAACAGAAACAAAAAGAAAAAAAUGGGUCUUUUGUUUAGUAGAAUGUUCUCUUCUUUAUUUGGUAAUAAAGAAGCUCGAAUACUUGUCCUCGGCCUCGACAAUGCUGGCAAAACCACCAUUCUCUAUCGGCUUCAAAUGGGAGAGGUAGUCUCCACGAUCCCAACGAUUGGAUUCAAUGUAGAAACUGUACAGUACAACAACAUUAAGUUUCAAGUCUGGGAUUUAGGUGGACAAACAAGUAUCAGGCCAUAUUGGAGGUGUUAUUUCCCGAAUACUCAAGCUGUAAUUUAUGUGGUAGAUUCAAGUGACACGGAGAGAAUUGGAAUAGCCAAAGAAGAAUUUCAUUCAAUUUUGGAGGAGGAAGAAUUGAAAGGUGCAGUUGUCCUCAUUUUUGCAAACAAGCAGGAUCUCCCUGGUGCACUUGAUGCUGCUGCUGUGACUGAGGCAUUGGAGUUGCACAAAAUAAAAAGUCGCCAAUGGGCCAUCUUCAAAGCUUGUGCUACUAAGGGUGACGGCCUCUUUGAGGGCUUGGACUGGUUGAGUAACACUCUCAAAUCAGGAGGUGGCUAACUUUGUUCAAGCAAGUUCCAGAACGAGCAUAAUCUCAUGCACACGAAUGCUGGAGCGAUAAGUGUUAUUACCCUCGAUUCAAGCUUGGCAUAAUCUCAGGAGGUGACUUCGCAAUUUCUUAUUUCCAUAUGCUGAGAUUAAAAUACUGACUUGCAGGAUUAUUUUGGGGAAAACUGAAGCAAAAAUACAUAUUUUUCUUGUAAGACUGCUUUAACACAAUACAUAAUUAGCUGCUGCCCUUUUUGUUGUUCCCUCAAA